GCAAGUCUUGCAAGAAACUGACGACAAAAUUUCUCUAUUUCUAAUUAAAUAGUAACAGUAGAAAAUUGCAGUUAACUCCAACUAAACUUCCUUUCUUUCAGUUUAGCAUUAAAUCCCCACAAUGCUAACUAAGAAAGCUAUACAAUUCCACGUCGAUGACAAAAAGCAUAUAGUUAAAAAAGAUGAUAUCAGUCCACAAACAACCCUUAACACCUACUUAAGACAACAUUCCCAUCUAACUGGCACUAAGCGAAUGUGUGGUGAAGGAGGAUGUGGAGUAUGCACAGUUGUCGUAGAUCAAAUAGUGGACGGAAAAAAACGCAUCUUCUCUAUAAACUCAUGUUUGGUUUCGAUUCUAUCAUGCGACAGCUGGAGGAUCCAUACAAUAGAAGGUCUUGGGGGCCCGCUUAAAGGCUACCACAAAAUUCAGAAGAUUCUGAGCGAGAAUUACGGCACCCAAUGCGGAUUUUGCUCGCCGGGAAUGGUGAUGAAUAUGUACGCCCUCGAGGAAUCCGGGAAGGCGACCGCUGAAAAUAUCGAGAAUUCCUUCGGAGGGAAUAUCUGCAGAUGCACCGGAUACAGGCCGAUUUUACACGCUUUCAGUCUACUCGCGACGAAUAAGGACGCUGUUGCUGAUAUAGAAGAUGUCCCCCCAUGCCAAAAUAAAAUCAACAAGGAGAACGUUGAAAAUUUUUUGGUAGAAUUUGAUGACUCACAAUGGAUUAGAGUAACCACAUUAAGUGAUUUAUUGAAGACUUUGCAAACUACUUUUAAUAGUUACAAGUUGAUUUUCGGUAAUACAGGAAGAGGAGUUUUUAGAAACGACCCUUCGCCAUCUGUCUACAUAGACAUCUUCGAAGUGGAGGAGCUCAAGACUUACGCUAUGAAAAAUGAAACACUCACAAUGGGAGGAAACGUAACUUUAACACAAUUAAUGGAAGUUUGCGAUGAGUUUUCUUCAACGCCAGGUUUUUCUUACCUCAAAACCGUAUGUUCGCAUAUAGACCUAGUGGCGACAGUUCAAGUAAGAAAUAUCGGCAGCAUCGCUGGUAAUCUGAUGUUAAAACAUCUACACCAGGAAUUCCAAUCGGACGUAUUUUUGUUAUUGGAAACAUUUAAUGCCGAUGUUGUAGUUGUGAGUAUGGACAACAGCGAGCAAGUCGUGUCCCCUCAGGAUUUCCUGAAGUUAGACAUGACCAAAAAAGUAAUCAAAAACAUCGUCCUCAAGGCAUUUGAUGACUCGUACAAAUUCGCUUCUUAUAAGAUUAUGCCAAGGACUCAAAACGCCCAUGCAAUGGUAAAUGCGGGAUUUCUGGUCCAGAUUCAAAACGGGAUCGUUCAAAAAGCUAGAAUCGUUUACGGCGGCAUAAAUCCGAGUUUUGUACACGCCUCUUCCACCGAAAAACUAUUAAAAGGAAAAGAGUUGUACAACAAUGCAAAUUUGCAAACAGCAUACAAUUCUUUAUACACCGAAAUCGUUCCCGUCGCUACUCCACCGGAACCAUCUCCUGAUUUUAGAAGAAACCUGGCCGUAUCGCUUUUUUAUAAGUUUAUUCUAAAAACUUGCCCAUCCGAUAAAAUUGGCAGCCGAUACAAAAGUGGCGGGUUGUGGUUAGAACGACCCCUGUCCAAAGGAUCCCAAGAAUACGGAACUAUCAAAAACGAAUGGCCACUCACAGAACCCAUACCGAAAUUGGAAUCUUUAGCGCAAACUUCCGGUCAAGCCAAAUACAUCAUGGAUACACCUCUAUUGCCCAACGAAGCUUUCGUUGCAUUCGUAACCGCUAAAGCUCAAGCUGGAUCAACAAUUACAGCCAUAGACGCGACUGCAGCUUUGAAACUGAAAGGAGUUCUCGCGUACUUCGAUAAGCGCGACAUUCCGGGCACCAAUACGUUUACUCCAAAAGACGUUGGAUUGUUUCCAGUACAAGAAGAACUAUUUUGCGACGGAACUGUGUUGUAUUACGACCAACCCGUUGGGAUCGUUGUGGCUAGCGAGGAAUUUCUAGCUAUGCGAGCAGCUAGAAUGGUUAAAAUUACUUACAAUCCUCCUACCAAAAAAGCUUAUUUCAACGUUAAAGAUGUAGUUAAAGACGACGUAAAAGCGAGAAUCAUCCACCAAUCGACAAUAUCGCCGAAAAGCAAAGGAAAGGAUGUUUACAAAACUAUAUCCGGUGAAUUUUACGUUGGUUGGCAGUACCAUUAUCACAUGGAAACGCAAUGUUGCAAAGUCGUCCCAAGAGAAGAUAGCAUCGAUAUAUAUCCAGCUUCGCAAUGGAUGGAUAUUAAUCAACUAGCUGCCGCUUCAGUACUAGGCAUUCCCGCCAAUAAGAUAAACGUAAAAGUGAAGCGCUUGGGUGGCGGAUUCGGCGGCAAAAUGUUCCGCAGCGGUUUGGUAUCUUCUGCAGCUGCUCUGGCAGCGCACAAGCUCCAAAUACCGGUGACGAUGUCGCUGUCGAUAGAAGAUAACAUGAACAUAAUCGGAAAACGGUUUCCUCUAUACAUGAAGUACCAAGUGGAUGUGAAUAAGCAAGGAAUUAUCCAGUAUUUGAACGCGAAUUUGUAUUCCGAUUUCGGUAUUGGUGGCAACGAACCGUUCAACGAUUUAGUAGUGGAUUCGUUUAAAAACAACUACGAUCCUAGCCGUUGGGAGUUCAGUACUUUUGUAGUGAAAACCGAUUCUCACGCUAAUUGCUACACCAGAAGCCCAGGUAGCCUCGAAGGCAUGGCUGCUAUAGAAAACAUUAUGGAGCACAUAGCUUGUGAAUUAAAUUUAGAUGCAUUUGAUGUCAAACUGGCCAACAACAGCUCAGCAGUUCCUCAGGUACCGAAAUAUUGGCAAGAUUUGAAAACCUGGGCGGACAUUGAAAAAAGGAAAGAUCAAGUCGCCAAGUUCAAUCAGGAAAAUCGAUGGAUGAAGCAAGGUUUAUCAGUAGUUCCUAUGAGAUGGACUUUGGGAGUAGCAGCCAAUUAUUCGGUACUUGUUUCGAUUUUCCACGGAGAUGGUAGCGUUGCAGUAUCGCAUGCUGGCAUCGAAAUGGGCCAAGGGAUAAAUACGAAGGUUGCUCAAGUUUGCGCGUACAAGUUUGGCAUCGGAUUAGACCAAGUUUCCAUAAAACCUAAUUAUUCCUUUGUAAACGCGAAUUCCUCGUUUACGGGCGGUAGUUUGACCAGCGAGGCUGUUUCCUAUGCUGUCAUCAGGGCUUGUGAUACACUUUUGAGCAGAAUGCAACCUGUUAAAGAAAAAAUGGAAAAUCCAACUUGGGUCGAGCUGGUUAGGAAAUGUUACGAUUCGAGUGUACAACUCACUGCGUCUGGAUUUUACUGGAAAGAUGCUCCUGGUAUACAACAAUAUCCAAUUUACGGCAUCUGUUCAACAACCGUUGAAGUUGAUAUUCUAACAGGAAAAUACCAAAUUUUGCAAGUAGAUUUAAUCGAAGAUUUGGGCGAAAGUAUGAGUCCUUUAGUGGACAUUGGGCAAAUUGAAGGAGCCUUUGUAAUGGGCAUUGGAUACUUCAUGACCGAAGAAAUUAUCUUCGAUAAUGCAGGUCAACUGUUAACGAACAGGACUUGGACCUACAAACCGCCAGGUGCUAAGGAUAUUCCAAUAAAUUUCAGAAUAAAGUUCGCUGAAAACAGUCAAAAUCCUGUGGGUGUUCUCAGGAGUAAAGCUGUUGCUGAACCUCCUUUAUGCUUAUCCGUUGCUGUCCCGUUAGCAGUAAGAAAUGCUAUUAAUUCGGCCAGGCUGGAGGCGGAUGGAACCAAAAUUACCUGGGUACCCUUCGAUGGGCCAACUACAGUAGAAAGGACGUUCCUUAAUUCAUUGAAUAAACACCAACAAUACACCUUAAAUUAAUCAAUUUGAUUAUAUUAAGAUAUGUUUGUAUUUAUAAUAUACUUAUAGAUUAG
This is a messenger RNA of Phyllotreta striolata, 3909 nucleotides long. Lineage: Eukaryota; Metazoa; Arthropoda; Insecta; Coleoptera; Chrysomelidae. The record is from the annotation of a GenBank genome assembly.